UUUGUUUUUUGUCAAUUUCAAUAGAAAGCAAAAUCAAAAAACAAGAAAAUUAAUCACAAAUUUUAGAUUAACAUACUUAUUUUAAAUAUAAUUAACAUAUAUUUGUAAACAGUUUAUUCUUCGAAGAAAAAUGCAACGCGAAGAAAAACAAUUAGAGGCCAUGUUAGAGGCGAUACUAAUGAAAUUGAAUGAUUUAAAGGCAUCCAUAGGAGCUAUGAUACACAAAUUAGAGACGGAAUAUGAAACCAUAAAUUGGCCAACAUUUUUAGAUAAUUUUGCACUUGUUUCUAGUCACCUUACAGGGUUAUCAAAACUUUUAUCAAAAGAUUUCACAUUUAUACGUAAUAGAACUGUCUUGCCACUUAAACUUUCGCCAGAACCAGACGAUGUAUUGUUACAAAUAACCGAAGGUCGUGUUCCAGUAUUUUCUCAUGAUAUAUGCCCAGAUUAUUUAAGAACAAAACCUGAACCUGCAGCAGAACAACGCAUGCUGCAACAUGAACAAAAGGCAAACAGUCUACUCCCAGAAACGGCUAUGAAACAAUUUACACAGUAUAACAAAGUUAUAUCACAUGUUUUUGAUAUGGUGAGUAAAGCUCGUGAAGAAUGGGAAAACGAAACUAAUACUAGAACUGGUCCUUCUCAAAUAAGUAGUGUUACCGAUACUCAUGCUUUAGUAGCAGCAAUCGGUAUGGGUAAAGGCCUUAAAUCAUCUAUGCAAGUUCCUACACCAGGAAUGAUGCCGCCGGGAGCUCCAGGAAUGAUGCCACGUCCUCCAGCAGCGAUGGGUGCCUCAGUUAGUCCUGGAGUUAAUCCGUUAGGAAAAGCUCCAGCAGGCAUCAAAACUAAUAUCAAAUCAGCCAACCAAAUUCAUUCUUUUGGCAGAUAAACUUGUUCGACUUUUUUAAAUCAUAUAUUUAUCAUUAUUUAAUAUCGAAACUUCUACGUUAAUAAUUUAAAAUAAAAAAACAUAGACACAUAACAAAUUAAACUCAAUAUUUUUGAUUGGUUUUUUUAAUA
Condylostylus longicornis is the source of this 1020-nucleotide messenger RNA. RefSeq names its product mediator of RNA polymerase II transcription subunit 8 (gene MED8). The record is from RefSeq and is a predicted model, not a curated record. Gene Ontology annotation, molecular function: transcription coregulator activity; RNA polymerase II cis-regulatory region sequence-specific DNA binding. Gene Ontology annotation, biological process: regulation of transcription by RNA polymerase II. Gene Ontology annotation, cellular component: core mediator complex; mediator complex. The transcript has 4 exons. NCBI's taxonomy places the organism in Eukaryota, Metazoa, Arthropoda, Insecta, Diptera, Dolichopodidae. The coding region runs from base 131 to 889 and encodes 252 amino acids.